Molecule: messenger RNA, 765 nt
Organism: Aspergillus alliaceus
Lineage: Eukaryota; Fungi; Ascomycota; Eurotiomycetes; Eurotiales; Aspergillaceae
Product: GPI anchored serine-threonine rich protein
Exons: 1
Coding region: 1-765 (254 amino acids)
Source: RefSeq, a predicted model, not a curated record
AUGCGUUUUAUCCUCGCUGCUAUCUCUGCCCUUGCGGCUGUGGCUACCGCCUACACCAAGCCUGAUUACAACCAGGCUCCCACUGGCAACCCAAUCAUGACUCCCGGCCUGAACGAGCAGGUCCCGGCUGGAAAGCCCUACGCCAUCACCUGGAACCCUACCACCGAGGGUACCGUUUCUCUGGUCCUUCUCCGUGGCCCCAGCACCAACGUUCAGCCCCUCUACCCCAUUGCUGAGCAGAUCCCCAACAGCGGAAAGUUCGAAUGGACUCCCAGCACCAGCCUUGAGGCCGACGUGACCCACUACGGUCUCCUCCUCGUGGUCGAUGCAACUGGUCAGUACCAGUACUCCACCCAGUUCGGUGUCGAGAACUCCAACGUCGUUUCCUCUUCUGCUGCUCCUUCUGUGGCUCCCACCUCCACCGCGGUCGCCGAGCCUAGCGCUUCGUCUACCUCUCUUGUGACUUAUGAGAUCACCACGACCAUCUGCCCUGAGACUGAGACCGCCCCCGCCGCUAUCCCUACCGCUGCCACCAGCUCUCCCGUCAUUCCACCUCACUCUUGGGGUACUGGCCGUGUUAGCGUCCCUGUUGUCUCUCCCACCAACACCCCUUACCUCCCUACCACCCUGCGCAGCUCCUCCGCUCCCUCCGGCACUGCCUCCAGCACCACCCCCGGUGUCCCUCUGUUCACCAACGGAGCUGACCGCAACGCCAUCAGCUUUGGUGCUGCCGCUGCCGGUGUUCUUGCUGUCCUUGCUUUCUAA